AUGGAUGAGCUACCCUUCCGGAACUGGUGCCUGAGCUGCCUUCAUACUAGUAUCGCAAAUUAUGAUCCUCAGCAAAAGAAGCCCUUUCAAAUCUACUGUGCUUUCAACGAAGAGACUAAUGACUCUUGUGAGCAGUGUUCUGGUAGAAAUGUUACAUGUGAAGCGCCCUCCUUGGGAAUGCUAGGUGACGUCUACGACUUGUGCGCCAUUCUGGAGUGGACUGGUAGGUUUUGGUCUCGCAGCGAAACCUUGUCCUGGAAUUCGAGCUUUCGCGUUGCUGUUUGUGAGGCCUCCAAGGAGCUCUGCCUCACGUUUGAGCAUGCUGAAAUGACCCACCGCCGCUUCCAUAUGUUGACUUCCAUCGAUUGGGAGGAUCCAAGCGAACAGCAAAGUGCCGAUGUCAAUAGCUACCGAAGAUUCCUUGCUGUACGCCGCGCCUCGCUACCUGUUGUGACAAUCCCCCCUCACCGGCAUAAUUGGUCGCCAGGACUGGGUUACUUAUAA
Messenger RNA from Penicillium robsamsonii, 504 nucleotides. RefSeq lists its product as uncharacterized. Lineage: Eukaryota; Fungi; Ascomycota; Eurotiomycetes; Eurotiales; Aspergillaceae. The coding region runs from base 1 to 504 and encodes 167 amino acids. The transcript is spliced from 3 exons. The record is from RefSeq and is a predicted model, not a curated record.